AAAACAAAAAAAAAAAGCAAAGAAGAAGAAAGGAAAGCUCUCUCUUUCAAGCUUUCAAUUCAACAAUCGCAAGCGUAUUUGACUUCCCCUUUUCAGAAAAGAGGAAAAAAAUUGAAAUAUUUUCUCAUGUUUUUUAAAUUGUCAAUUUCCGAGUAGAAAAAUUUUCUAUAUAUUUGUAAAUACUGUUGUUCAAAAUUUAUUCUCUUCAAACAAAUUCUUCCUUUCCAUUCCUUGGUUUUUCUCUUUUGUAUGUAUAUAAAUAAUGUUUAGAAUCAAAGAAAUUGCUUUGCUUUUUAAGUCUUACUCUUGAGAUCCCAAUUGGGUCUCUUCUAAUAUAAUUCAUUGGUUUUUGAUGGCAAAAAACCCCUUGUUGGGUUUUUUAAGAGAAAUUUAUUGGGUUUUUAUUAGGGAAAAAUAAAAAUUCAUUGUGUCAUUGAAGAAACUGUUUGGAUCCUGAGAAAAACUCUGGGUUUUGUUACUUUCUAGAGAAAAUUAGUGGGUUGGUUUCGUAUCUGAGAAAAUCGUUGUUUCCUUGGAGGAAAAUACUUGGUUUUGAUUUUUAAUUAAUAAUAAAAAAAUUUUUUUUUGGAAUCGAUCUGGGUUGGUCGAAAGCCAUGGUAGUUUCAACAAUAGCUCUUUACGCGAGUCCACCUAGCAGCGUGUGCUCCACGCCGCACCAAAUCAAUAUCAAUUCUCACGGUUCCUACGAUUUCGACUUGAAUUCAAGAUCUUCAUCGUCGACUUCCUCAGCAACGGCUUCCUCUUCUUCGCACAGACCAAUUGUCGGUGGCCUAUCCUGCCUCUUCUCCUCACCUUCGUUAAAAUCAAGCUUUUCUAGCAAUGGAGGAGAAGAUUUAGGGUCAUAUAGAGGGGAAGAAUUGAAGGAAUUAAGCAGUUCAUUUUGUUAUUCAUCGAGUAAAUUCGGUGGGUCUUCUUUAAAAAGCAAUCAGAGCCCAGUAUCGGUCUUUCAGGGCCCCGUUUCGUGUAGUAGCAGUAGCCCUCCGAUGAGAAUUGUUCGUGGUGGUAGUAAUGGAUUGUUCAAUGGAUUCAUUAGGGGUGCGUUAGGGUCUUGUAUUGGUUAUGAUUCUCCGAGUUUUGAGUCGCAAAGUAGUGGUUGUGUUGAUGAAUUGCCGUUUACCAUGGAGGAUAACUUCAUGGAGGAAGUGGAUUCGAAUCCUUAUGCUAAGGAGUUGCUUUUAGGUGCACAAAUGAGGCACAAAAUUUUUUGUGAAGAUUUUGUAGUCAAAGCAUUUUAUGAAGCCGAGAAGGCGCAUAGAGGGCAGAUGCGUGCAAGUGGUGAUCCUUAUUUGCAACAUUGUGUGGAAACUGCAGUGUUGUUGGCAUCCAUUGGUGCUAACUCCACGGUUGUUGCUGCAGGGCUUUUACAUGACACCCUAGAUGAUUCAUUUUUGAGCUAUGACUAUAUUUUUACGGCAUUUGGUGCUGGGGUUGCUGACUUAGUUGAAGGGGUCUCCAAGCUUAGCCAACUGAGUAAGCUAGCACGAGAUAAUAAUACAGCAAGCAAAACUGCUGAAGCAGAUCGCCUGCACACCAUGUUCCUUGCCAUGGCAGAUGCAAGAGCUGUUCUCAUUAAAUUGGCAGAUCGGUUGCACAACAUGAUGACCUUAGAUGCUCUUCCUUUGCUCAAGCAACAGAGGUUUGCUAAGGAAACUUUGGAAAUAUUUGCACCUUUGGCCAAUCGAUUAGGAAUCUCUAGUUGGAAAGAGCAACUAGAGAAUCUAUGUUUCAAGCAUCUCAAUCCAGAUCAGCACAAGGAACUGUCCUCUAGGCUUGUUGACUCCUUUGAUGAGGCGAUGAUUACUUCUGCUAUAGAGAAACUUGAGAGAGCUCUUAAGGAUAAAGAAAUUCCGUAUUAUGUCCUCUCUGGACGACAUAAAGGCUUAUAUAGCAUUUAUUUAAAGAUGUUGAAGAAAAAGUUGACUAUGGAUGAAAUUCAUGAUAUUCAUGGACUACGUGUCAUUGUUGAAAAUGAGGAAGACUGUUAUGAGGCAUUGAGAAUAGUCCACCAGUUAUGGUCUGAAGUACCUGGAAAGCUGAAAGACUAUAUAACACACCCUAAAUUUAAUGGGUAUCAGUCCUUGCACACAGUAGUGAUGGGUGAAGGCACGGUUCCACUGGAAGUUCAAAUUCGAACAAAGGAGAUGCAUUUGCAAGCUGAAUUUGGAUUUGCAGCUCAUUGGAGAUAUAAGGAGGGUGACUGUAAGCACUCCUCAUUUAUACUUCAGAUGGUUGAGUGGGCUCGAUGGGUUGUGACUUGGCACUGUGAAACCAUGAGCAAGGACCAAUCUUCAAUUGGCUAUAGUGAUUCAGUCAAACCACCCUGCACAUUUCCUACUCAUUCUGAUGAAUGCCCGUUUUCUUAUAAGCUUCACUGCCGCCAGGAUGGACCUGUCUUUGUCAUCAUGAUUGAAAAUGAUAAGAUGUCGGUGCAAGAGUUUCCUGCAAACUCAACAUUGAUGGAUUUGCUGGAAAGAGCCGGGCGGGGAAACUCAAGAUGCUCUCCAUAUGGGUUUCCUGUCAAGGAAGAAUUGAGGCCAAGGCUGAACCAUGAGCCAGUGAGUGAUCCUACAUGCCGGCUGAAGAUGGGUGAUGUGGUGGAGCUAACACCAGCCAUUCCUGACAAGUCUUUGACAGAGUACAGGGAAGAGAUACAGCGCAUGUAUAACCGAGGUCUCCCAGUUUCCAGUGCUGGCCCUCCAGCUAGUAGUAUGGUUGCCACAAGAAGUUGACCCUGUUUUAAUUGUUUCUUUACGCUAAACCCAAAAAAGAGAAAAAAGGGAAAGCAAUGGGUUUUCUUGUAUGUAAAUGGCAAAAUAUUUGUACAGAACAAGCGAUAUAUGGUUCUGUUACUAGGAAACAUUGACUAACAGGAUUCAACAAAGAAUUAAACGAUUGAAUUUCUCA
Molecule: messenger RNA, 2925 nt
Organism: Durio zibethinus
Lineage: Eukaryota; Viridiplantae; Streptophyta; Magnoliopsida; Malvales; Malvaceae
Product: putative GTP diphosphokinase RSH2, chloroplastic
Biological process (GO): guanosine tetraphosphate metabolic process
Cellular component (GO): chloroplast
Source: RefSeq, a predicted model, not a curated record